UCCAACAGGGGUCUCUGUUGUAUUUCUCCGUUCCCUCCACCAGGGGUCUCUGUUGUAUUUCUCCGUUCCCUCCACCAGGGGUCUCUGUUGCGCUGCAGCCGCAGAUCACUUCCUGUUGUUAGGAUAAUUCCGUCCUUGGAAGCAGAAGACGUCACCGGGACAGGGAGUGGCGGGAGGUCGGUGAUAGAUCCUCGGGCUUCUCUCCGCCAUCUGCCCGUACAGCCGGUGACCGAACUCCGAGCGACGCCAUCCCCGCGGCUGCAAGUGAGUGAGGAGAAUGCCGGCAUGUGUGGUGAACGGGUGCUCCCCGGCCAAUAGAGGUUCGGAAACUCUCCAUGUGUUCCCUAGGGACAAAGAACGAAUCCGAACUUGGUUAAUGGCGACCGGACAAUACUCUGAUAACCUAGAGGAGGCCGUGAACAAAAUAUUUGACGCUACAAAAAAGAGCGACUCGUAUCGGAUGUGUGCAAAGCAUUUUCCACCUUAUUGCUUUGUCCACAAUCCUAAAACUGGGAAAAAGAAACUGACCAAGAACGCUGUGCCGUCGAUAUUCCCACAGCAAAAUGCGACGGGCGAUACGGCAACGGCCUUACCUCCAGCAACAAAAAGGAAGCGUGGUGAGAUUGCUGCAUUUACUACAGCCUUAAAGCCUGGUGAUUGCUGUCCAACAUGCUCCCAGGUGAUCCCAUCACCGUCAACCACAAAGCCCAGUUCUUCCACUGCCGAAAAGUCAGUAACGCAAGCCGAGAAGGCAACAGAGUUCAAUCGAUUUUAUGGAACGUUAAACAAAAAAAUUCAGAAUACACCUAGAAUGUUUAGUGUCAAGACGCAGUGUUCAUUAAUACGCCUCAGACGCCCCGUGCCAAAAACAAGUCAACGUAAGGUCACGGUACUUCCCGAGGUUAGUGAGAAAUCUGAAACAUCAGUAGAUACAAUUGCACCAAUUUCUACUGUACCUGCAGAACAAAACCCUAAGAAAGUGGAACCAACGAACUUAACUAACAAAAUCGCACUUAAUGUUCAAGAAGAGCAUUAUGCAUUUAACAUAGUGUUGCCGGAGAUUCCUCCAUUGUCCCCUCCCAUUAUAGAGGAAGAGCCCCCUCCCCUUACCAUACCCUUGAAAGACGAAGAGUCAACGUGCCACAUGUCCGAAGAUUCAGACUCCGAAUCAUUAUCAACAGACGAGUCAGGGGAGUCCGAAGAUUCACAAGAAGACGAUGACGAUGAAGGCGAAGAGGUAAUUUUUUCCAAAAGAAAUUUUGGCGACGCUCCUCCCUAUUAUAUACACCCGGUUAAACAGCGGAAAUUUAUCAUCUUUGAAAAUUCUCUGGAUGAACUUAUCCUGAAGAUCCCGUGCCAAUCGGCAAAGUGCACUAGUCCAAUAACAAAAAUUGUUAAAAAGAGGACGGGAUCUUAUAUUUCCAUCUUUGUUGAAUGUGCCGACCACGAUUAUAAUCUCCUAUGGGAAAGCCAGCCCACGAUUGACGGUAAACCGCUCGGAAACGUAAUCUUAGCCUCCGCAAUAUUUGAGAGCGGCAAUAGUUUCCCGAAAAUGAAACAAUUUUUUCAUCUGAUGAACAUUAUGGCGAUGUCGGAGAACGCUUACUCUAAAUACCAGCAUGAUUAUAUUUUCCCAACGAUUGAGAAUUCUUGGAAAAGCAGCCAAAUGGAGAGUAUAGAAAAUGUACAAGGACCCCCUGUGUGUAUCUCCGGAGACGGGCGAUGGGACUCGACGAUAAACAACAAGUAUUGUGUCUACAGUAUGAUGGAUAUGGAGACCAAAAAAAUUCUAUCUUUCGAUGUUCAACGGUCGGCAAUGGGCGUCUCCUCUCCUGAAUCGGAAAAGAUAGCGUGCAAAAACGCACUGGACUUUCUUUUGCAAAAUGAAAUCAGCGUCAAAUUACUCUGCACCGAUCGCCAUUUUCCCAUAAGAAAGAUGGUGAAGGAGAAGUAUCCUACAAUUACCCAUGAGUUUAAUGUGCGGCAAAUUGCCAAAAGUGUGGGUGACAAACUGCUUGAUGCCAGUCACGAGAAGGACUGUGAAGACCUCGCGGAAUGGGUUGGGGCGAUACAAAGCCACUUGCGAUGGUGUUCGGACUCCUAUAAUGGAGAUGAUUCCCUUCUCGUGGCCAAGUGGAAUUCUAUCCUCUACCAUGUGCAGAAUGUCCACGCCUGGGAGGACAAGGACGGUAAAUAUUCUUCUUGCCAACACAAGCAUCUCCCCGAGGACACGAAACGGAAGAGGAAAUGGCUGAAAACAAAUAGCCCGAGCUUCAAAGCUCUAAAGAAAAUCGUAUUGGACAAAAGACUCCGAAAGGACAUGAAGCGGAUCUGUCAUUUCUGUCACACCGGAGACAUAGAGGUUUUCCUCAGCGCCAUUGUGAAGUACCAAAGUGAUCAGAAGGAGCAGCAGCACGUCACCAUCGAUGAAAUGUACGCACGCACUCAAUUGGCUGCCCUGGACCACAAUACUAACUGCAGAAAGAUCCGGGCCAUGGCGAGGAGGUCAUCGAGAACAAGUGCAGGGUCCCAUAGAUAUAAUACGGCCGACCCCAGGGACAGAAGGGAACGGUAUGGCCCGGAGAUGUACGAACCCACCAACCAGGACUUCUUAAUCGAUUUGAUGCAGGAAGUGGUGGAAUUGGUUUCUGGGAAUCGCAGUUUUGAGUGGAGCUCACACACGUCCUCCGCGCCUGAACACAUAAUUCCAGAUGUGAAGCCGGUCAGGAAGUCGAUAAGUUGAGCAUUUUUUUAAAAUAAAACAUUUAUUUUUCUGCUGACCAGCAAUAUGGAAAUUCUAGUAAAACUUUUUUCAUGUUCUCUUUUUAUAAUUUAAUUUAAUAUAUUUUUAAUAAAUUUUUGUUACCUAUUAUUUAUAAACUGAAAAGAACCUGAUUUCUAAAUGGAGUGGAUUUAAAGUAAAAAUAGCAAUUUCACUAGGUAACAUUGUUUUCCGAGUAUAAUCUACGUGUCAAAUUUU
Molecule: messenger RNA, 2980 nt
Organism: Hyla sarda
Lineage: Eukaryota; Metazoa; Chordata; Amphibia; Anura; Hylidae
Exons: 2
Coding region: 278-2743 (821 amino acids)
Source: RefSeq, a predicted model, not a curated record